ACCCUCUGUUCAUUCUUCCUUCCUGUGAUAUUCUGCGCUGUUUCCUCAUUCUGUGAAUCAGGAACAAAACAGCUUUGUAAUCUAAGUUCAAUGAUCAUGGAUAUGCUAUCUGUCUUCAUGGUGAUGACUCUCGUAGGAAAAUGUCAAGGGAACACUUAUCUAAAUUAUCAAGAGAAAGAGGAAGCUAUAUCCCUACAAUGUGAAGAGAGAAUUUGGCAACUUGAUCUAGAUGAAGACAACAUAGUGGAUUGCACUUUUAAUUGCAGUCUUCAUGACAAUGAGAAGAAAUGUGGCCAAGAUCCGAAGUGCAAUAAUACAGCAUUUACAUUGAAAAAAACCCUGCAAAAACAGUAUCAAACAAUGUUUAAAUAUGAAAUUGGAGAAACACGUCACUGGAUUCUUUGCAUGUUUUCAUACCUUUCCAUCAAAUGACCAACACUUAUUCCCCUUUAAACCUUCAAAAGAUCAGGUGGAAUCAUUUAUUGUGGCAUUUGUUGAACCAAAGAUGGUGAUAUGCUACCCUGGUGUGGAAACUAAAACAUCUGUUACCAAACAGCAUGGAGAAUCAGUCAACCUUGCAUGUAAUUUCACAGUAGCCAAAGGUUACUCUAGCUUUCCAUUUUCAGUGUAUUGGAUCAAAACCAUCAGUGGCAACAGUAGCACAUGUCUUUAUUCUAAUUCUUAUGAUAGUGAUGCACAAUUAUAUGACCACCAUUGUCUCAUUGAUGAGGCCCUGCUGAAACGAAGGUCAAACACUUCAUCUAAACCCCUAACAAGCCCUAUCUUUCAUAACCUUAAGAUCAGCAAUGCCACAUAUUCAGACAGCGGACAGUAUGUUUGUGCCUUACAGGUGCUUAAGAAUAGAAAAGGGCACUGGAAGGUAAUAACUAAUGUCACAGUCACUGUGAAUGGAGAAUUCAACAACCACCCCAACAGGAAUGACACAGCCCUGUUAUAUACUCCUGGGGAUCCUUACAUACCACUGUAUGUAGCGGGAGCCUUGUUCUUCUCCUGCCUGUUUGUUACUGCCAUUGUCAUUGUCAUGAUGAAAAAUACCAAGAUUUCGCAAGCAGAAUCUCACACUCUGAGAAUGAAAAGAGAACAAGAUGGAGAGGAGACAAUUAACUCAGACUGCUCCCCAUAUGCUGAGGGCAGAGGAGAGGAUGAGGGGCUCUUCUCACUUCUGAAGCUGACUGAAGUGAGAGAUCCUGUGACUGCACAGAAUGGAGCUGAAGAACAUGCUGCUGUUGCUGUCGAGCCCAAUUCUGUAGUCAUGCUCAAUACUGAGUAUGAGGCCUUUGACCUCCAGGCCACUCAGACAUCAUCAACCUACCCCCUCAGGAUUGGAGCGAAAGUAUGAGUUACUAGCAGCCAAUAGUUACUCAUAUGAUGUAGAAAAGUGAGCUAAAGAUAAUGUUUUCAUGAUUGGUCUUUCAUAUUCGAUUUAGACCAGGAUUGGCGCGGGGCAGCCAGGGGUUUGUUUGGCCGGUGGGAGGGGUUGAGUGUUGGUUAAAAAAACAUUUCUGAUUCUUAUUGAUUGUACAGGUUGUGACUCAAUAAAAAACUUAGCCCACAAAAAUGAAGUUACAUUAAAGAGAGAACGAGGAUUUACUUUAUUUUUGAAUUGAAUGUUUUUGUGUUCAUUCAAGCUCUACUGAACAUUUCCACUAGAUGGUGCUAGUGCUCAGUCCUACAUUUGUGCUUACUGUUUCUCGGAUAUUGUGUCAUGUGUGAUUACCUAAUUAUUGUGUAACAUUGAAUAAACAUUGCAGAAAUAAAAUGUACAUUUUUUUUG
Oncorhynchus tshawytscha (Chinook salmon) is the source of this 1795-nucleotide messenger RNA. RefSeq lists its product as uncharacterized. NCBI's taxonomy places the organism in Eukaryota, Metazoa, Chordata, Actinopteri, Salmoniformes, Salmonidae. The transcript has 7 exons. Bases 371 to 1360 code for a protein of 329 amino acids. The record is from RefSeq and is a predicted model, not a curated record.